Styela clava is the source of this 2506-nucleotide messenger RNA. The record is from RefSeq and is a predicted model, not a curated record. Lineage: Eukaryota; Metazoa; Chordata; Ascidiacea; Stolidobranchia; Styelidae.
CUGUAAGUUAAAAAAGGCAAAAACCACCUUCACGGGAAACUAACAUGGCAAGCAAAUAUCCAUUAGAACGCCUCGAAGACGUGUUUCAGGAAGAGAUCGUUCUAGCUUUUCCCAAAAUCGUCAACUUUAAAAAAUUCGCUCGUUCCAGCGCUGGGCUGCGUUUGGAUCAACACGAGAUCGAUGACAUUGUGGAAGACUUUGGUAAAUCGGUUGAAGAGCAAAAAUUGCAAAUGUUGAUGAAGUGGCAGCAAAAUUCCGGUUCUGCGGCUACAGUGUCAAAGAUACGAGCUAUUGUUGAUGGAUACAAAACUGGCAAUUCGAACGAAGAUUAUAUAAAUGUCGGCGGCGUGUUCAGAGCAUUCCGCGAUCAGCCAUUGUGUGGAAGAAGACAUGUUUAUCGAGGAGAGCAGCUGAGCAAGGUAACUGGUCCCAGACUUGUGGCGAUCAAAUUCCUCGACUUCAACAAACGUAACCUGCAGGAGGCCAAGGUUCUUCUAAAGCUGGCUCUUCAUCCAAAUGUUGUUUCCAUUAUCCAUUCCGACGAAUAUCAUGGAGACCCGUUCACCCAAAGAAUGUUCAUUGUUAUGGAACUUUGUCACGAUGAAAAUCUUACUGAUUUUCUGAAAAAUAGAGAAAAAAUGCGCGUCCCAUUCGAAGACGACCUGGCCAUAUCGUUUGCGCAGCAGCUGCUCCACGGUUUGCAGUUUAUUCACCGAAACGACGUCAUACAUCGCGAUUUAAAGCCUGACAACAUCCUGCUGUCGCUUGAUGAAAAGACUCCCAAAAUAUCCGAUUUCGGUCUGUCGAAAGAGCUUCGCAAAGGCCGUUCAUACACUGCCCAAAGUAUCAUGCGAGCUGGUACUGAUGGCUACAGAGCUCCGGAAACCUAUAACGACGAUGUGAUUUCUGAAAAAUCCGAUACGUAUUCGAUGGGUCUCGUGAUAUACGCGGUAUGGAGUCAUGGAAAACAUCCAUUUGGUGAAGAUCCAGAUGGAUGGAACAUGUACAUCAAAAAAAACAAAAACCGUGAUCUCAGCCAUCUGCUUCUCAGCGACAAAACCAAAGCAAUUAAUUUGCUUGACAAGAUGCUGCAGUUUGAGCCGAAAAAUCGCCCAACGGCUGACAAACUUCUAGUCGAUGAAUUAUUUCGAAGAUCGGUGAAAGGUAAAUCGGAAAAUUCUUCAGAACUAAGUUUGAAAAAUAUGAAUCUUGAGAGUGAAGAAUUAGAAAGCGAAGUUCAAGGGGCAACAGUGCAGAUUCGAGGCAUGAAGCCAUCGGCACUCAAACAAAAACCCAUACAAGGUAAAUCGGAAAAUUCUUCAGAACUAAGUUUGAAAAAUAUGAAUCUUGAGAGUGAAGAAUUAGAAAGCGAAGUUCAAGGGGCAACAGUGCAGAUUCGAGGCAUGAAGCCAUCGGCACUCGAACAAAAACCCAUACAAGGAGCGACAAAAGUCUUCAACGCUAACGAUGAGAAUGUAAUUAUCUUGUCUUUCUAUGAUAAAUUCUGCUUUUACAAACCAGCAACAAAGGAAUGGCACGAAUGGAAGAAAAUAUCAGUACUCUCUAAUUGCUACUAUUCUAUUGUUGCAAUGAACGAUAAUCUCUAUGUACUGAUGGCAAAUGUUGAAGUUCAUCGUACGAAAUAUCCCGAUUCUGAACCGAUAUGGGAAAGAUUGUCGGACAUGAUAAGCAAACACGGAUAUUUUCCACCGGCAGUUGUAAUGAAUGGAUAUAUCUACGUGUGUGGUGGUCUGGGAUUGAAGAGCCGCCCAGUCGAAAGAUACAAUCCAGAGAAUAAUGAAUGGCGAAAGUUGGAAAGCAUGAAAAUAGGAAGAAAUACCCCCGUAGUUAUUACAGCUAAAGGACGUUUGUAUUGUUUCGGUGGAAUUGAUGAAUCCCUUAACAAGCUCGAAAGUGGCGAAGUAUUCGAUCCUGAAAGUUCAAAAUGGGAGUUCACUGCGCCGAUGCCUGUAGGCAUGGAAUAUGCAUCUGCCGUGCAGUCAAACGAUCUCAUAUACAUCGCAGGUGGCCAAGUACUUCUUUGCUAUGAUAUAAACAACAAUUCAUGGCCGAAAAUAUCUUUGCAAAUUCAGUUGUCGGAUUCUCGUUGGAGAUUCAUACGUAUUGUUGCUCUCAACAACGAAAUCUAUUUUAUUAUAGAUGCAGAAGGCAAUUUUUCUUUGUACAAAUUUGAUCCGGAGACAAAUCAAGCUGAACACGUUGAUACAGAUGAAAGAUUCAAGUGUGAAUCUAUUGCUGUCGGCCAUAUGUGAUAUCACGUCAGUGACAAAUCAGCCCUACGCAAAACAAUAUUAUUAUAUUAAAUGUGACAAUCAAUGUACAUAAUGUUUUAUAAUUAAAAGUCAGAAAAUACACGCAAAAUGUGCUGCCGUAAUAUCGUUUGAUAAUCCCACUUGUAUUCAUUGAAGAAAUACCGAAACUCAUACAAGAAAUUCGUACAAAAAUGUAAUUUGGUCCGAUUUGUUUUUUGCAAAAAUUUUAUUAA